AUGUCUACUUUCAAGGGAGAAAAUGUGAGAUUUGAUUGUUCCAAGACAGAGUACGGUUGUUGUAGCGAUGAUGAAACACCUGCUAGAGGACAGAAUCAGGAGGGUUGUCCUGGUGGCAGUGAGCUGGAGGUAGAAAAUAUCUGUGGAGAUUAUGGCUGCUGUGAAGAUGGAGUUUCCCUAGCAACAGGUCCCAAUGGUCAAGGAUGUCCAGAGCAUUACCGUGGUGAUGGUUGUUUGGAAAGUAAUUAUGGUUGUUGUUCCGAUGGCAAAACUGAAGCUCGAGGACCAAACGGACAAGGUUGCCCUGGUUACCAAACUUACUUUGAUGCUGCUUCAUGUGGUCUAGAGAAGGACAGGGGUACUUGUGGUAAUUUCACUAUCAGAUAUCAUUAUAAUGGUCGAACCAACGCUUGUGAACAGUUCUGGUAUGGUGGUUGUGAUGGCAACGAGAAUCGGUUUGAAACUAUAGAGAAAUGCCAGAGACAUUGUGUUAAUGUGAAAGAAGAAGAUAUUUGUAAACUGCCAUCAUCAACUGGUCCAUGUAGAGCAAGUCAUCAGCGAUAUUUCUAUGAUUAUAAUUCCAAAUCUUGUCGAAGAUUUACCUAUGGUGGUUGCCGUGGAAACAAGAAUAGAUUCCGAAAUCUAGCAGAUUGUGAGAGAAAGUGUUCUUCCAAUAAUUACAUAGACUUGGAUUCUGACAAUUUAAAUGAAGUGAGAGUAACAAGCCUUUGUAAGAAUUCUGUUUAUGGUUGUUGCCAUGAUGGUGUAACACCAGCUGAAGGACCUAACAAAGAAGGUUGCAAGAGUUGUCAUGAUUCCAAAUAUGGAUGUUGUGAUGAUUUGGUUACCAAAGCUCAAGGAGAGAAUAAAGAAGGUUGUGAUGAUUUUGAAUCAUCAGGUGAAGAGGAACUGUGUGCAGAUACAGAGUUUGGUUGUUGUAAAGAUGGAGUAACAGCUGCCUCUGGGAAGAAUAUGUUAGGAUGUCUUGAUUACAUUCCUGAUGGUGGAGAAACCAGGGUUGAUAGAGUGAAUCCUUGUGACCUGGAACAAGAUAGAGGUAUAAACUGUAAAUUUAUUAUAAAGUGGUUCUAUGACAAGAAGAACAAGAUUUGUAACCGGUUCUGGUAUGCAGGUUGUGGUGGUAAUGAGAACCGGUUUGAUACUAAAGAGGAAUGUCAAAGUGUCUGUAUGGCAACACUAGUACCAGUCAUUACAACACAGGCACCUGUUGUCAGUAGAGAUCCAUGUCGAGAACCCAAAUAUACUGGUCCAUGCCGAGCGUUGAUUGACCGAUAUUAUUAUGACUACCGCUCAGGAGAAUGUAAACUAUUCCAAUAUGGCGGCUGUCAAGCUAAUGGUAAUAAUUUUAUAUUAAAAUCUGACUGUGAAGAACGAUGCAUGGGAAUGGUUGUUACCACAGUACCAACAACAACACAACCAACAACACCCUACUGGUUACGACCAGGUUACUAUACUACGUCUGCUCCUGUUGAUCUUCCAGACUCUGAACCUUCAGUGACAUUAAACGGAGCUCAAAAUGUCCAGAUAGGACGACCAUUAGAUCUACGUUGCCAGGCUACUGGAACUUCUCGUGUAAUCUGGUAUAAGAACAGUGUACCAAUCAGAGACACCAGAUCAAUAUUCAACAAGAGAACCCCUGAUGGACGUGGUAUCAUCAGUGAUUUGACAAUUGCUUCUGCUCAGUUAGAUGAUUCUGGAACUUAUAUUUGUCGUGGUUACCCUCAUGGCAAACUUCAGUCACAUAGAGUUCAGGUUUCAGAAACAGUGGUUGAAAAAGUCACCAAACCUCCAAAGAACGAAAGUGUAUUAACUGUUACUACCACAGACCCUAGAGUGGUGUGUGCUCAACCAUCUGAAACAGGAAAUUGUUAUGCUCUCUUCACAAGAUAUUAUUUUGACCAUCUGGAUGGAACCUGUAAAACAUUUACAUAUGGUGGCUGUGGGGCUAAUAGUAAUAACUUUGAAACAAAAGCUGAUUGUGAAAACUACUGUAGACCAGAAUUAAUUUGCAGGUUAUCUGCUAAAAGAGGAAUCUGCCGUGCCAAUAUUCCAAGAUUUUUCUAUGAUGUUAGCCUUGGCAGAUGUCGAUCUUUUGCUUAUGGAGGUUGUCAAGGCAAUCCGAAUAAUUUCGAAACAGAAGAUGCUUGUAAUAGAUUCUGUCGUCGACAAGACACAACAGUUACUGACAGGACAAGUGAUGUUUGUAAAUUAUCUCGACAAGGCGGUGAUUGUGAAGGUUAUAAUAUUAAAUGGUAUUUUGAAGAAUCUAUUGGACGCUGUACAAGGUUUAUCUAUACAGGAUGUAAUGGCAAUGGAAAUCGUUUUGACAGCGAGGAAGAAUGCUCUGAUAUAUGUGUGCGACGACAAACAGUUGCCCCAGCAACAGAAGCUCCUUACACACAAGCUCCUUACACCCAAAGACCUUAUGUAUCAAAUAUUUGCUCCUUAUCCAAUGAUCGAGGGCGAAUGUGUGGUAAUUGGACCAUACACUGGUAUUACAAUGCUGAAAGUAGGCGUUGUCAAAGAUUUUAUUAUGGUGGUUGUGAUGGCAACAGAAAUAGAUUUGAUUCUCAAGUCGAAUGUCGUAGUCGCUGUGCUUAUAAUCAAAUUGAUAGACGGCCUCAAGUUACACCUGCAUCGACCACACCCGCAGUAGUAUCAGGAUCAGAUGACUGUUCAUUGGACAGUAGCCCAGGCAGUCUGUGUUCUAAUUGGACGAUAUAUUGGGCUUUUAAUUCUACAAGUCGAAGAUGUCAGAGAUUUUAUUAUGGUGGUUGUGAUGGAAACGGAAAUCGUUUUGAGACUCAGUAUGAUUGCCGUCUUAAAUGUUCUUAUUCUCGUAGACAAGACUACCGUCCCAGACAAACAACUGAUGGUACUUAUAAUAUAGUAGACUCAGAAACAACUACAGUCAAGCCUGAGGAAGUUCCAAGUUCGUCUGUUUCUCCCGAUACAAAUUUGACUGUUACUGGAAAUGAAACAACACAAGAGAAUAUUACGUUAUUCUUUCCUAACUUUUCAAAUGAGACUUACUAUGAGACACAGAUAUUUAAUGAUUCGGCAGUGCCAGAGCAUGAUUAUGUUGUUGAUACACCAGGGUAUUGUGUUUACUACCCUGAUAGUGGGCUUCUAUGUUACGACAAAUGGGAGAUCUAUUGGUAUUACGAUACAGAAGUUCAUGCUUGUCGCAGAUUCUUGUUCGGUGGUUGUGAUGGCAACCAAAAUAAGUUUUUGUACCCAGAAGAUUGUCACUCUAUGUGUCAUAAAUAUAGAUCCAAUACAACUGAAGAAGGUACAACAGAAAUUAUGGAAACAACAACCCAAAUCAGAACAUCAACAGAAUAUGAGAAGGUUGCAGCAGAGAGUGAGAUAGAUUGUUCGCUUCUACAAGAUAGUGGAAGAUUAUGUGGUAAUUGGACUAUUAAAUGGUAUUUUAACGUUAAAAGUCGUCAAUGUCAAAGAUUUUACUAUGGGGGCUGUGAUGGUAACACAAAUAGGUUUGAAACUCGCAGGAAUUGCCGUGAGGUCUGUUAUCGUCAGCAACGUCAAAUUACCUCAGGUGUAACGGAUACCAGGCAACCUACAAGAGAAAUUCCUAUACAAACUAGCACAUCUUCAUCAGAAUCUGGUGACAUAGGGGACGAGGACAGGAGAGUUGGUGGAAGAGAUAGACAAGGUCAAGGUUGGAGUGUAGACAGAGUCACCAAGACUGGUACCAGUCAAUCAACAGAUGACUGUUCAUUAGACAGUAGCCCUGGAAGGUUGUGUUCUAAUUGGACGAUAUAUUGGGCUUUUAAUUCUACAAGUCGAAGAUGUCAGAGAUUUUAUUAUGGUGGUUGUGAUGGAAACGGAAAUCGUUUUGAGACUCAGUAUGAUUGUCGUCUUAAAUGUUCUUAUUCUCGUAGACAAGGAUAUACCAGAACUAGAACUGAUCAAGGAAGAGGUUAUCAAGGUCAAGGUCAAACUGGAACAGGUCGUGUCCAAACUGAAACAGGUCAAGGUUAUACCCAAACAGGUCAAGGCCAAUCUGGAACAGGACAAGGUCAAAUUGGAACAGGUCAAGGUCAAUCUGGAACAGGUCAAGGUCAAACUGAAACAGGACAAGGUCAAACUGGAACAGGACAAGGCCAAUCUGGAACAGGUCAAGGUCAAACUCGAACAGGUCAAGGUCAAACUGGAACAGGACAAGGCCAAUCUGGAACAGGUCAAGUGGGAAGAAAAAUAUCACACAGUGGAAGUGGAACUGUAGCAGAUGUCUGUUCAUUGGACAGUAACCCUGGAAGGCUGUGUUCUAAUUGGACGAUAUAUUGGGCUUUUAAUUCUACAAGUCGAAGAUGUCAGAGAUUUUAUUAUGGUGGUUGUGAUGGAAACGGAAAUCGUUUUGAGAAUCAAGCAGAAUGUCGCUUAAAAUGUUUCUAUUCUCGUACUCCAGGAAGUUACACUUCAUCAGAACGUGGAGUAUACGAAAGGGACCAAGGUCAAUCUGCUCAGGGUCAAGGUCAUUCAAAGUCCGGUCAAGGUCAAACUGGAAUGGAUCAUAGCCAUGGUGAAGCAAAAACAGACCGUAGCCAUGGUGAAUCAAAUACAAAUCAUAGCCAUGGUGGAUCUGAAAUGGAUCAUAGCCUCACUAAAUCAAAAACAAACCCUAGCCAUGGAACAUCAGAAGUAGAUCAUAGCCAUAAUUUUCUAGAUGUCUGUUCAUUGGACAGCGACCCUGGAAGGCUGUGUUCUAAUUGGACGAUAUAUUGGGCUUUUAAUUCUACAAGUCGAAGAUGUCAGAGAUUUUAUUAUGGUGGUUGUGAUGGAAACGGAAAUCGUUUUGAGAAUCAAGCAGAAUGUCGCUUAAAAUGUUUCUAUUCUCGUACUCCAGGAAGUUACACUACAGGGCGUGGAGUGUCUGGAAGGGACCAAGGUCAAUCUGGAGCAGGUCAAGGUCAAUCUGGAGUCAAUCAAAGACAUGGUGAAGCAAAAGCAAAUCAUACCCAUGGCACAUCUGGAAUGGAUCAUAGCCAUAGUGGAUCGGAAAUGGAUGUUAGCCAUAGCGAUUCAAAAACAAAUCACAGCCAUGGUGGAUUAGAUAUGGAUCAUAGUCAUGAUGGAUCUAAAAUGGAUAAUAGCCAUGGUGAUUCAAAAACAAAUCAUAGCCACGGUGAAUCCGACAUGGAUCAUAGCCAUGGAGAUUCCAAAACAAACCAUAGCCAUGGAACAUCUGGAAUCGAUAAUAUCCAUGGUGAUUCAAAUACAAAUCAUAGCCAUGGACAAGCAGAAGCAGUUCAAGGAAAAGAUGGUAUUGGUCAAGUGCAAAAUGAAACAGUCCAAGGUGAAUCAACAACUAGUCAAGGUCAUGGUCAUUCUGGAACUGGUCAAAGUCAUUCAGGAUCUGGAACUGGUCAAAGUCAUUCAGGAUCUGGAACUGGUCUAAGACAUUCAGGAUCUGGAACUGGCCAAAGUCAUUCAGGAUCUGGAACUGGUCAAAGUCAUUCAGGAUCUGGAACUGGACUAAGUCAUUCAGGAUCUGGAACUGGACUAAGUCAUUCAGGAUCGGGAACUGGACUAAGUCAUUCAGGUUCUGGAACUGGUCUAAGUCAUUCAGGAUCUGGAACUGGCCAAAGUCAUUCAGGAUCUGGAACUGGACUAAGUCAUUCGGGAUCUGGAACUGGCAAAAGUCAUUCAGGAACUGGACUAAGUCAUUCAGGAUCUGGAACUGGACUAAGUCAUUCAGAAUCUGGAACUGGCCAAAGUCAUUCAGGAUCUGGAACUGGCCAAAGUCAUUCAGGAUCUGGAACUGGUCUAAGUCAUUCAGGAACUGGAACUGGACUAAGUCAUUCGGGAUCUGGAACUGGCCAAAGUCAUUCAGGAUCUGGAACUGGCCAAAGUCAUUCAGGAACUGGAACUGGACUAAGUCAUUCAGGAUCUGGAACUGGACUAAGUCAUUCAGGAUCUGGAACUGGACUAAGUCAUUCAGGAUCUGGAACUGGUCUAAGUCAUUCAGGAUCUGAAACCCAUCACUCUCAUUCCAGUCAAGGUCAUUCCAUCUCAAGUCAAGGUUAUUCUGGAGCUGUUCAAGAUGACUGUUCAUUGGACAGUAACCCUGGUAGGUUGUGUUCUAAUUGGACGAUAUAUUGGGCUUUUAAUUCUACAAGUCGAAGAUGUCAGAGAUUUUAUUAUGGUGGUUGUGAUGGAAACGGAAAUCGUUUUGAGAAGCAAGCAGAAUGUCGCUUAAAAUGUUUCUAUUCUCGUACUCAAGUUACCAGUGCUCCAGCAACAAGGUCUCCAGUAACGCGAGCUCCUGUGACACGUCCUCCAGUAACCCGUGCCCCACCAGUCACAAGAGCACCUUUUUCAGGAGAUAUAUGUUCAAUGAAGGAAGAAAGUGGGCGACUAUGUAGUAAUUGGACCAUACACUGGUAUUAUAACUCAGAAACCAGGCUUUGUCAAAGAUUUUAUUAUGGUGGUUGUGAUGGAAACGGAAAUAGAUUUGAUUCUCAAGUUGAAUGUAGUAAUAGAUGUCAGCGUAGAACAGUAGAAGUAACAACUGCAGCGCCACCACCAAGAAGAACAACAAUAAAGCCUGGUGUAACACGAAGACUUGGUGAUUGUCGUUAUUCUAGAUAUGGUUGCUGUGGUGACGGACAAACACCAGCAUCUGAUUCCUCGCGUUCCAAUUGUUAUGAUGAACCAAAUGUAGUAGAGAGACAAGAGGAUGGUAGUUUUAUAGUUUAUACUAGUGCUGGACGUAAAGUAGAAUUGAAUUGUGAAUUACAACUUACCAACGAAGGAGAAGUUUUAUGGUUUAGGGAACAAUUCCGUAUUAUAGCAGGUCAUAAUUUUAGAGAUUAUAAUAAUGGUACCUUGGUGAUCCAGGCUGUUACUGAAGAAGACAAUGGAGAAUAUAAAUGUCAGAUCGGAGAAGGCAAUGAGGUGCCGAUUGUCCAAAAAUUUGUGGUUCAAGUCAGAACUCCCUUGAAAAUUUUACGCGGACCAAAAAUGAUCGCUGUGAAACCACGACAGAAUGCCUUCCUCCAUUGUCAGGCAAUGGGUAACCCUAAACCAACAGUCACAUGGUAUAAAGAGGGCCGUCAAGUGUUCACUAGAGGGCGCUACAAUGUGUAUAAUAAUGGCACAUUGAUUAUUAUUAAUGCACAAGAUCAAGAUAGAGGUUAUUAUGAAUGCCGAGCAGCCAAUGGCAUUGCAGCGUCUAUGAAAAAACGUAAAAUUAAACUUGAGGUUAGAGAAUCUAUCUCUGUGCGUAUUGAAAGACAUAAAGGCAAGAUCAACCAGGGUGAUAUGUUCACAUUAAAAUGUGAAGUAACUGGUUAUCCCAUACCAGAGGUAACAUGGAAGAAAGAUAUGAGUGAAGUGAUAGAAUCUGACAAUGUUUAUGUACGUGGAAUGGAAUUGAUUGUCAGGAAUUCUACUCUGGAUGAUUCUGGAGUGUAUAGAUGUGUAGCAGAUAAUGGUGUCCAAAAACAAGAAGCAAUUACAACUGUACAGGUCAAAUUAACAGAACCAGAGAACGUUCUAUGUCAAGAUUCGAUUAGUGCCAUGAACUGUAAAUUAAUUAAAGCAGGAAAACUGUGUGGUCAUCGUGUUUUUAGUAAAAUGUGUUGUGGUACCUGUAACAAUAGAGACUUAGUAAGAGGUUGA
This is a messenger RNA of Lottia gigantea (owl limpet), 7668 nucleotides long. RefSeq lists its product as hypothetical. The record is from RefSeq and is a predicted model, not a curated record. The coding region runs from base 1 to 7668 and encodes 2555 amino acids. The transcript is spliced from 37 exons. Gene Ontology annotation, molecular function: serine-type endopeptidase inhibitor activity. Lineage: Eukaryota; Metazoa; Mollusca; Gastropoda; Lottiidae. Gene Ontology annotation, cellular component: extracellular region.